AUGCGACGGCCGGAGCAGAGCAACGGGCCCCUGACCCUGCAGAACCCGGCGAGGCGGGCGCUCAGCGGCCGCGUGCCGUCGCUCGCCACUCCCAAGUCGCCGCCGCCGGCGUACGGGAGCAUCGUCACCGUGCUGAGCAUCGACGGCGGCGGCGUCCGCGGCAUCAUCCCCGGGACUAUCCUAGCUUUCCUCGAAGAAAAGCUCCAGGAGUUUGAUGGACCGGACGCGAGGAUCUCAGACUACUUCGACGUGAUGGCCGGGACGAGCACCGGAGGGUUGGUGACGGCCAUGCUCACCGCGCCCAACGCCGACGGCCGUCCGCUCUUCGCCGCCAAGGACAUCAAUCGCUUCUACUUGCAACACUGCCCAAAUAUCUUCCCUCCGGUCAGAAAGGGCCUUUCGGGUUGUUGA
Triticum turgidum subsp. durum (durum wheat) is the source of this 411-nucleotide messenger RNA. The record is from the annotation of a GenBank genome assembly. Lineage: Eukaryota; Viridiplantae; Streptophyta; Magnoliopsida; Poales; Poaceae.